AUGUCUUCAAAUCUAACCACAGAAAAUCUUAUCAUUCUGGCAGUUCCUCCAUUGGACCUUGGUCAGGAAGAUCGUGAGACCUUGGCCGACUACAAGAAAGCCGUGUUGGCCUAUCGUAGCUGGGCCAGUCUUAGAUGGUGGAACAACACCUAUGCCAGUGACAGUGUGCCUCAGGAUGAAUCCGUAGCAUCGGCUGCGAAGCGGGUUGGCUACUCCGCUCGAGUAGCCGAUUAUAAUAUCAAGAAUACUCCUUGGCUAUCGUUAACCAGUAGUUUGAUCAAGAACAAAAGUAUCCGCGUAUCCUCCAAAGACUUCCACGGCGCUCUCACGGAUACCAUUUUAGAGGGAUUCAUCUCUUUGCCCGCCAGUGGAUCCGACGAUUUGGAGAACUUCUUUAAAGUUCUCACAGAGGCAGUCGAGACCCGGUCUCAAGUUAGUGACAACAUCCAGCAAUACUUAGUUUUGCAGCGAUACGAUUACUCACCACAUGCAAGAACUGUUCGUUCAUUCAUUCGUACCUGUUUAUUUGAGGUUACCUCAGAAAUGGUUGAAGUACAACGAAAGAAGAGUUCUUCAACCACCAUUAACGUGUCCAUCGUAUACAAUGAGUACGAAGCAGUGGUCAACAUGGCUUCUUGGACACAAGUCUCUGACAUGAUUGAAGAGCAGGAAAAAUAUAGAAUGGAGGACUAUGUUAAGAAUGAUACCAUCGAGAUUUCAGGUUGA
Molecule: messenger RNA, 726 nt
Organism: Botrytis byssoidea
Lineage: Eukaryota; Fungi; Ascomycota; Leotiomycetes; Helotiales; Sclerotiniaceae
Exons: 5
Coding region: 1-726 (241 amino acids)
Source: RefSeq, a predicted model, not a curated record